This is a messenger RNA of Rhodotorula graminis WP1, 1478 nucleotides long. RefSeq lists its product as uncharacterized. Gene Ontology annotation, biological process: proteolysis. NCBI's taxonomy places the organism in Eukaryota, Fungi, Basidiomycota, Microbotryomycetes, Sporidiobolales, Sporidiobolaceae. Gene Ontology annotation, molecular function: aspartic-type endopeptidase activity. The annotation marks the transcript as partial. The transcript is spliced from 10 exons. The record is from RefSeq and is a predicted model, not a curated record.
CGAUGCUCUACGCCACCGCCGCACUCGCCCUCCUCGCCGCCUCGCAAGGCGUCGAGGCCAACAUGCACCGCAUGAAGCUCCACCGCCUCGAAGCUGCCUCGUCCGACCUGUCGGCCCAGACGGCCCACCUCGCCGACAAGUACGCCGCGCGCCUCGGGUUCGGCAACUCGCAGCGCCCGUUCUCGUCGCGCAAGGCGGGCACGUACCCGCCCAGCCGCGACGACGAGUUCCACACCAUGCUCGAGCAGGACCAGUUCAACGACCAGCUCGCAAAGGGCGGCCACGGCGUGCCCCUCACCAACUACCUCAACGCCCAGUACUUCGCCGAGAUCACGCUCGGCACCCCGCCCCAGUCGUUCAAGGUCAUCCUCGACACCGGCUCGGCCAACCUGUGGGUCCCGUCGACGCGCUGCUCGUCGAUCGCGUGCUUCCUGCACAGCAAGUACGACGCGACCGCCUCGUCGACCUACAAGGCCAACGGCACCGAGUUCAAGAUCCAGUACGGCACGGGCUCGCUCGAGGGCGUCAUCUCGAACGACGUCAUGACGAUCGGCGACCUCGAGAUCAAGAAGCAGGACUUUGCAGAGUCGACCGUCGAGCCGGGCCUCACGUUUGCGUUCGGCAAGUUUGACGGCAUCCUCGGCCUCGGGUACGACACCAUCUCGGUCCAGCACGUCGUCCCGCCGUUCUACAACAUGCUCGCCCAGGGCCUCCUCGACGAGCCCGUCUUUGCCUUCUGGAUGGGCUCGGACCCGGAGCAGGGCGAGGCGACGUUUGGCGGCCUCGACGCGCGUCACUACACGGGCAAGAUCGACUACGUGCCCGUGCGCCGCAAGGGCUACUGGGAGGUCGAGCUCGAGAAGGUCAAGUUUGGCGACGAGGUGCUCGAGCUCGACAACACGGGCGCCGCCAUCGACACGGGCACGAGCCUCAUUGCGCUCCCGACCGACAUUGCCGAGAUCAUCAACCGCGACAUUGGCGCCAAGAAGGGCUGGAACGGCGCCUACACCGUCGAGUGCUCGACCGUGCCGAGCCUCCCCGCGCUCACGCUCUACUUUGGCGGAAUUCCGUACAAGCUCGACGCGAAGGACUACAUUCUCGAGGCGCAGGGCACUUGCAUCUCGGCGUUCCAGGGCCUCGACAUCCCGGCGCCGCUCGGCCCCAUCUGGAUCAUCGGCGACGUCUUCCUGCGCAAGUUCUACACCGUCUACGACUACGGCCGCAGCGCCGUCGGCUUCGCCAAGUCGGCCUAAGCGCCCUCGCUUCCCCCCUCCCUCCCUUGCUCCAUCCUCGCGCACCUGCGCCCUAUCCCAACCCCUCCCUCCUCCUCCCCUUGCUCCUCUCCCACCUUGCCCUGUAUCCUCCCCCCUCGAUUCUCUCCACAAAUCCCCACAACGCCCGACCCGACUCUCUUUCAGUUUCUCCUUGUCACACACUCGCAAUCUUCGAACCAAACACAGUCGCUGUUGAACCUCGGG